Symsagittifera roscoffensis is the source of this 1583-nucleotide messenger RNA. RefSeq lists its product as uncharacterized. Gene Ontology annotation, molecular function: DNA-binding transcription factor activity, RNA polymerase II-specific; sequence-specific DNA binding. The coding region runs from base 476 to 1555 and encodes 359 amino acids. Gene Ontology annotation, cellular component: nucleus. The transcript is spliced from 4 exons. Lineage: Eukaryota; Metazoa; Xenacoelomorpha; Acoela; Convolutidae. The record is from RefSeq and is a predicted model, not a curated record. Gene Ontology annotation, biological process: cell differentiation; regulation of transcription by RNA polymerase II.
CCAGCGAGUUUGUAAAAUGAUAACUCCGGUUGAACAUAUUUGAUAUUUUGCAAGUCGCUGUCGCAAGUGCAGUCUAGUCGUUUCUUGGAGCUCGCGGAGUCGUUUGCACGAAGUUUGCAGUUUGUAAUGACACAGACUGUCGACAGACCUUCAGAUAGUUAAGAAUGCUCAAGCUGCUGAUAAAGCAAUAUUACAAUACAGAUUAGACCGAUUCUCAUCGACUUGCUACAACUAAACAAACCCAUUCUUUCAGCCGAAUACAAAACUAAUAUUGUAAACCACUCAAACUAACUAAUCAUUCUUUCAAAAAAUCUAGCUACAAAACAGCAAGUUGAUUUGAAUCCCCUCGAAACACGAGAAAAAAAAUAAAUUCUGUGAAUAAUCGUUUUGUACUCAACUUCGCUCACUUCAAAUCGAGAAAAAAGAACGCCUUUGCUCAGAAAAUUGUAGAAAAAUUGCCGGCGCACUUUCCGAAAUGUCCUUGGGUGAAGCCCCAAAAUCAAUCGUAAACUGGUACCCAAGUUUGCUCGAAAGCUUCAAUGUAACACAAGAAGAGCUUCUGGAUACGAAAAAUCACCUUCAAAAUAACUACCUUUUGCAUCUAAAAGAACAAAUUCAGCUGACUGCAGAAAGAAAACCAUCUAACCCAAUGAAAAUCUUCGACUUUUCUGAAAACGUCGAAAGUCAGCCUAAAAGUAAUCACGACGCUGUAACAUUUCUGCCACGACCAAACAGCUUCGGUUUCGACAACGUAAACCAAAUUCAACCGAGGAGCAAUGGUAACUCGGCCGAAAAGUUCAGCAGUUUCGAAAGCAGCGACAGUGGGGCGAGUGAUCUUUUGACUCCAACACCUGAUUUUUUCAAUAGCAUCGGCGACCUUUCUUUGAACCCAAGUAAUCAAAACUGCGAAGUACCAAAACCAUUCGGCUCCUUGAUGGCGUACAGGUGCAACAGUAACACGAGUCAAGACACCGGAUACGAGACCGACAUGAGUUCGCACGCCGCAGAUGACUCGGAUUUCGCGGUGGAAGCCGACUCGCCGCAACAAAAUUCUCCCGUCUUCUACUAUAGGAGUAGCAACAUCAACAGUCCACAGGAACAGGACUCUCCUUCCGACAGACAUUCGAAUUUGACCUUUCAAAGAUCUCGAGAUCUCAAUUCGGCUAAACUGUGGGAAUGGAUACUUCAUCUUCUGCUGAAUCCCAACAAAUACAAACACUUGAUCAGCUGGGAAGACAGAACCACCGGUCUGUUCAAAAUACAUAACGCUAGAGAACUCACCAAGUUCUACAAUGACUACAAAAACACAGUACCCAGUAGAAACAGAGCUCGAAGUCAAGCCACUGGAAUCAAGUACGAGAGCAUUCUACGCGCUCUAAGGCACUGUUAUAAAACGAAGGUUAUGACAAGGGUGAACAAGAAGCAUAAAUACGAGUUCGGACCCAAUGCUGUCAACUGGAAACUUGGGUUGAGCAGAGAGCGGGCAGUCGAUAGCAUUGAAAGAUGGGAAAACAGUAGCAAGUUACGACAAGUAGUCCCGACUGUCACGUUAUAGGACUACUCUCGCAACACAAAAAAAAACA